GGCGCAGAAGGCGUCCUGACACCACCUCCCGCGGCUCGCUUACUCCUGCUCAAACCCAGCAGCCUGCGAUGGACUACAUCUUCUCCAUAACAGGCAGCGGGGCCAGAGUGGUCAAAGACGCGAUUACUCAGAGACUUUGGCCGGGACAGGGACAGGAGUCCGCCCCGCUGCAGCUGCCCGGUGCUGGGACAGCAGCCGGAGAGAGACCCCCCCUCCACCAUGAGACAGAUACUGGCCAGAAGAAGACUCCAGAGAAGAAGGAUGGGAGGCGCAUGUCGUUCCAGAGACCCAAAGGGACCGUGGAAUAUUCUGUGGAAUCGCGGGACACGUUGAACAGCAUUGCACUCAAGUUUGACACCACACCCAACGAGCUGGUUCAGCUGAACAAGCUGUUCUCCAGGGCGGUGGUGCCUGGCCAGGUUCUGUACGUUCCUGAUCCCGAGUACGUCUCCAGUGUGGGAAGCUCCCCCUCCCUCAGUCCCAUCAGCCCCCUGUCUCCCACCUCCUCUGAAGCUGAUUUAGAGAAGGCGACGGAAUCCGAUGUCCCACCCAGACCAGAAGUGGUUCAGCCCCCGGUGUUCUCAGCUCUGCGUCAGUCCAGAGUGGUCUCAUCCACCUCCGAGGAGGAGGAGGCCCUGACGGAGAAGUUCCUCAAGAUCAACUGCAAGUACAUCACUGAUGGCAUGGGUGCAGUCAGCGGGGUGUUGUUGGUGACUCCUAAUAACAUCAUGUUCGACCCUCACCGCAUGGAUCCGCUGGUUCAGGCCCAUGGAUGCGAGGAAUACGGCAUCAUGUGUCCCCUGGAGGAGGUGCAGUCAGCGGCCGUCUGCAAGGAGAUCACCGACCCAAGGAUCAGAGAGGCGGUCCCCGAUGACCUGGAGCCUCUGCCAGCUGAAAGGCACCCAUCCCAGCAGAAAGAGCCGGAGCCCCGCCUGAAAGACCCGGGGCCCAAUGAAGGCAGCAGCGGAGCCCCACGCAGCACAGACGGCUCCUUCUCUGAGGACGUCUUCACCGAGACAGAGCUGUCCCCCAUUCGGGAAGAGGAGCAGGCUUCCAACGAGGACCUCCGCCAGGACAAAUCGUCCGGCGCUUCAACAGAGUCUGUGCAAACGAUCACCCAGGUGGAGGCCGCCAACACUCAGGCACCAAGCAGCACUCGCAACUUAGUCAGCCAGCCUGAGGAGCCCGACGUUCCUAAAUCAGAGGACAAUCCCCCAGACACUGCCACAGUAAACAAUAGCCAGUCCCCCAUGGGAUCCAAGCAGCACAGUGUAGAGAAGCAACCAAGCACACCCACUACCACCAGCAACACUAGCCAGAGCCAGGGUCCCAGCAGCAGCGCCUCCCGCCCAGGGUCCCAAAGCUCACCCACCACUUCUGUCUCAGCCAGUCAGCAGGGGGAAGCCAACCAGGAGACCGACGUCUCCAAAACGGACACUAUGCAACAAGGCACAGAGGAGAAGGAAAGCGCAGAGCCCACGCAAAAGGUUGACACGCAGAUCUCCGCUGAGGGUUCUGGUGAGAAGAGGAAGCACCGCUCUCACAAGUUCCUGUGUUUACGGGUGGGCAAGCCGAUGAAGAAGACGUUUGUCUCCAACGCCAGCGCCUCCAUGCAGCAGUACGCCCAGCAGGGCAAGAAAAACGAGUACUGGUUCGCCGUUCCACAGGAGAGAUCAGAGCACCUGUAUGUAUUCUUCAUGCAGUGGAGUCCAGACAUGUACGGAGAGGGCAUCAGGGGGAUGGGCCAAGAACCCGGGUUCAUGGUGGUCAAAAAGCACGUUGCAUCAGAAACGCCCGUCGAUGAGCCCAUCACUGACCUUAAUGUGAAGGAAUGGGAGGUAGUGUCUCUGACGGAGUACCACCGUCGGAUCGAUGCGCUAAACAGCGAAGAUCUGCGCUCGCUCUGCAAACGACUCCAGAUUACCACCAAGGAAGAGACCAACUCGAAGCACGGCACAUCCAUCAAAGCUGAGCUGGAGCCUGAAACCUUCAAACCCAACCUCAAAGAACCCAGCGAGCUCCUGGAGGCCGACCAGAUAGAGAAGCUUGCCAGGAAUCUUCCACCGCGGACCAUUGGUUACCCCUGGACGCUGGCGUUUGGCACAUCAAAGCAUGGCAUGAGCAUUAAGACGCUCUACAGGGCCAUGCAAGGCCAGGACACCCCGGUCCUUCUGGUCAUCAAGGACAGCGACGGCCAGGUAUUUGGUGCCCUCGCAUCUGAACCCUUUAAAGUCAGCGAAGGCUUUUAUGGCACAGGGGAGACCUUCCUGUUUACCUUCAAUCCAGAUUUUCAGGUGUACAAAUGGACGGGCGACAACAUGUUUUUCAUCAAAGGAGACAUGGACUCCUUGGCUUUCGGUGGAGGAAGCGGCGAGUUCGGCCUGUGGCUGGACGGAGACCUGUACCACGGCCGGAGCCACUCCUGUAAAACAUUCGGGAACCCCAUGCUCUCAAAGAAAGAGGAUUUCUUUGUGCAGGACAUAGAGGUGUGGGCUUUUGAAUAACAGACUGAUGCUCCACAGGGAAAAUAAAAAAAAGAAAGAAAGAAAGAGACGUCCUCCAAAGGACGAACCGAGGAGUGGACCUCCUUCAGAACAAUGGCAACAUCCCAAACCUGACUGCACAUCACCAGGCCUCCCCUGUCUGGAAGCCAGCUACCGGAUGCUUGUUGUGCGUUUCUACUGCAGUUAUUAAGGAGCUUUAUUUUGUUUUUCUUUUCUCUGUGUGUAUCUGAUUACAGCCUUGUGGAUCGUCUUUGCAGCAGAUUAGGGAGAGAAAAAGAAAAGGUGGUAUCUUAGAGGCAGGGUGGGGGCAAACUGGACGUCCUCCAUGAAGAUGAUGGCGGCUGAGGUUUGGGAUUGCUGCAACAGUGGAUCAGAACCUCCAGGAAGCCCAACCACCUCCUUCUUGGAUCCGGUUCUUUCCGUAGAGAGACCCAGGUUAGAGGGAGAGACAGGAAGCAGGAGCUGAACCCAUUCCUUACAGGAUCUGACAUCAUCAUACCCCAGAGAGUAUCUGAGUAGAAUAUCUGAGGUGUGUGUGUUCUAAGGGAGGGUGGUCCGUCUUUUUCCAGUCCAGUUUUUCGGGUCCCCCCCCCACCAGGCUUAACUUACUGAGUAUUGUGUAUCGUAGUCCUCCUGUCGUUCAUCAUAGCACACCAUCGGAAAAGCACACAGCUAUAACCAGAUCAUCCAUCGUCGUAAAGCGUUGCGUUUCAGUGGGCGUGUCCGUGUGUGAGUCCAGCGAAGCGCCAGCUCCUCCCCGGCUGGACGCUGGCUGUACUGUUCGUAGACAGUAACGUGUUGCAAUAGAUUUGUGGAAUAUGCAAAUAAACUGUCCUGUGACCUCAAAUAACCCGGCAGGUCGCGGCUCUUUGGCCGUCGCUUGUGGCUCUUUGGAGAGAGAAACGUGUAAAGCUUUUACGUCUCGACAAACAUAAUUGCUUCUCCGGGUUUCAUUUGAAGGCCUGAGAUGUGGUUACCUGUUUUACAUGCAUAUAUGACAAUUAUAUAUUGUAUAUAUGAUUAUAUAAGUGUAUAUAAUCAUAUAUAUUUUGCUGUUGAGUGUGACAGUGAUAUAUUUGUGCUGAUAUUUCAGCUGUUACUAUAUAUUGUAUAUUACCCUGUAAAUUAAUGUUAAAAUAGUAGAUUUGUUGCAAUAUAUAUAUAUAUAUAUAUAAAUACAUAAUACUUUAUAUAUAGAUAUCUAUAUGUAGAUAUCUAUAUAUAUCUAUAUAUAUAUAUGAGAAAAGUGUGAAUUAAUUGGUUGCUUCUAGCACUUUAACCUGGUUUAGGGCCUGGUUCUUAGAUAAUCUUAGAAGUAGCUGUACAGUAUAUAUUUUAUUUUCUUCUGUGAAUAAUUCCUGUUAACUGUUACUAGAAAGCUUGCUGCUAUCAACAGUAAUCUGCCCAGAUGUUCAGUGGGAAACAGAGGAUUACUCUGAGGAUGUACGGGGGGGGUGAUGACGUCCAAGACAGCCGCAGGUCUCGGUUUAUCUCCACACACGGUGAGUGGGAGCCGUUUGUGACGUGGGGACAUGGCACCACCCCUCCUCCUACCCUCCCCCCCCACCCAUGGAGGUUUUUUGUUUUUUUUCCCCUCCCUUUGUAUUUUUCGGGCUUCCACACCAGUAUUUAUGUCCAUGUGGGGAAGUCGCAGCAAGUAAAUAUGGUUACUUCUUUAAUUUCACCUGAGCAUUGUAUCAGUGAUGUACAAAUACUAAUAAAGCUGAAGUAAUUGUUGUAACCAGAGAG
Messenger RNA from Cyprinodon variegatus (sheepshead minnow), 4253 nucleotides. RefSeq names its product oxidation resistance 1 (gene oxr1). Gene Ontology annotation, cellular component: nucleus. Gene Ontology annotation, biological process: response to oxidative stress. Lineage: Eukaryota; Metazoa; Chordata; Actinopteri; Cyprinodontiformes; Cyprinodontidae. The record is from RefSeq and is a predicted model, not a curated record. The transcript has 15 exons. Bases 69 to 2504 code for a protein of 811 amino acids.